UAAACAUGUUCCGUGUAAGCAAUGAUACAACUUACACAAAGUCAUGAAAACCGCUAUCGCCUGUGCCAUGUAACCCAUGUUUCCUACCACCUACCUACAACCUAGUUUUAUAUAUCAAUACUCAAUACGUAUCACAAUAUUGCAAUAAGAAUUUAGAUCCAUCUCUGUCAAACGUAUGUCUAUCGCUUUGAUUUCUACCUGUUACCCGUAUCGAUUUUAUACACGCGCAAGCGUCCUCAUGGCCACCAACAAGACUUAUAACAGUCAGUUGUUAGAACGACAAAACUGAUCGUAAAUAACAUAACCAUUUCCAAAUCAAAUGUUAAUUGUAGGCUAGAGACAAUUAAAAGACUCUGAAGAUACAAGUCUGAUCGCUCCUUCGCGCAUGCUCGUUGCAUUUCAAAAUAAUUUUCUAUGUAGUCUUCGUGACGCAAGUUUCGCUGCCGGUCGGCCCAAAAUGUCCCUAAUGUGAAAUAACCGCCACGGAUCAUAUAGUGAUAUAAAAUGAUAUGUAUAGUUUAUAGUUGUUUGUCAAUUGCUGGGGUGACAAUGGAUUUUAAUGCAAGGAAUGUUGUUUUUAGGUAAAUCUGUUAGCAGAUAACAAAUAUACACGAAAACUUGAUGGCACUAUCGGGCCUUGGAGACGCAGCAAUAAAGAUACACAAACGAAAAUAAAGUGUUAUAAUGCCAGACUGGUGGUGGCUGUUCAUGGCUGCCAUUUUUGGCGCCGUAUCAGCCCUGACAAUUCCAUUAGCAUUAUUGCUUUAUUUCUUUAGACCGUUUGAGAAGGAACACCAAACAGAUGAAGACUUUAGCAUUCCAAUCACAUUACCUCCUGAAAUUCUGAAUGAAUUAUGCCAUGGUGCCGGCAGCACUCCAGAGGGAGCCUUGAAUGGGAUGCUACAAUUUAUCUUUCAGCAAAGUACGGCUGACACGCGAUGGUUAAGAAGACGUAUGGCGAAUGAGCUGGCAGAAUUACUUGCUAAGACAUCAUCAGGAAAGAUAUUUGAAUCUCUUACGUUACGUUCACUAGAAGUAGGAACAGAAUUUCCCAGUUUGUCAAACCUCCGCGUAGUGAGCGGAGAAUUAGAGGAAGAUGGGGCGAGACUCCGAUCCUUAGAUUUACGACUGGACCUAACUUACGACGGCAGCUUCAGGAUUGAAGUUGACGCAGUUAUGUUACUGGGGAAAAUCGCUAACAUAUCUAUCACGGUCGAGAGCAUCAGUGGUACUGUCCGUGUGAUGUUCCGUAGAACGCCGUACACGCACUGGGCGCUGGCUUUCGAAAACCAGCCUAAACUUGAGCUCCGAGUACGAGGUCGCUUCCAAGGAAGACAGCUCAAGCCAAGAUUGGCAGCCCUUGUCGCCGCUCAUAUAAGGCGAGCGGUUGCACAGAGACAUACACUUCCUAAUUACAAGAUACGGUAUAAGCCAUUCUUCCCAAAGUCAGAACCUGGCAGUACCGAAGGCGAAGAUGGUCCUACACCACAGGGCCGUCUCACCGUCAGGCUGGUAGAAGUGAGUCGACUGUACUGGCCCGGAAAUAUCGGCAUUGUUCGAGCCGCUCUAGCUGUAGAUUCUCAUGCUUGGGUGUCCCUAAGACGUGGUAUUCUUGUACUCGACAUAGUACUCCCAGCAGUGAAUGGCCCUCUAGGCCUUGUAUGCUGUCAAGGUGUUGGUGUCGUCCUAGUAGACACGGUUGUACCUAUGUCACCGGCAUACAGAGCUGAUCUUCGGAGAGACGACGUGGUUUUAGCGAUAGAUAACAAGCCUGUUACUAAUGUAGCACAGGUUGCCAAGCUCCUACGUAGCGUUGAGCGUCGUGCGGUAACAGUCCGUGUACGGCGGGGUGGAGCUGGAGGUGUGACAAGAAGAGAUGACGAACCAAAACGAUUGAGGACUAACUUCUCCUUUAGACGGGUUUCAGAAGUCAUGGAAGGAGUCAAGGGAUUACAAGGAAUGCGGUCUGCUUCUAAGACUAACGUGCAAGAUUCAGAUUCUCCAGCAAAGACAGUUGAGCAAAACGACAUCGAUACACAGGGAAAACAAAAGAUUGAAAUAGCACGCCAGCUUACUAAAUCCACGGAUUCUAUAGGACCUAGUAAUUUCGGGCUACGAAAACGAAGGUGUUCCGUUGAAAACAAAUCCUCUGACAGUUCUGCUGGAAGCACACCACCAGCUUCUGGAGCUAGUACACCACUUCGCCAAGUUACAACCAAUAAGACAGUUAAACACCCUGACGUACCCAUUAUACGUACAGAAACCGAAUGCAAGGUUUCUGAAAAGGAGAAUGAAGAAGAUGAACUCUUCGAAGCUGGCGGUCCAAGGCAGACGGAGCAUGUUGAGAUAUGCCAAAUGUUUUGGACGAAGAAUGUCCAAUUAAAGCCAAUCAUUCCUUUCGAUGAAGAAACAGAUUUUAAGCUAAAUGAGAAUCAUAAAUACCUCAAUAUAAACGUUUGGGUGACCGUCCCGGGAGAGAAAGAUGAGGUGUUACUAGGGUACCUUAACAUUCCACUUGCGGCGCUAUUGUCUGAAUGCCAAGAUUCGACUGUUCCUCAUCACAUGAAACGGUACCAGUUUCUACCACCCGACGUUGAUAUAAAAUUUAGCAAAAGCCACAACCUCUCAUCUCACGCUGGCUUCGAACCGUGCCUAUGUUUUGGAGAUGCAUUAGUGUGGUGGGAGUGGGAAGGCGUCACGGGCACUCGUUCUUCCCCCCGCCCUUCAACUAGAGUCCCCUCACGUGCUCCUGUGGUGUCUACGUCUGUUACGUCACACGACUUCGUACGUACGCACUUCCAUCGGUCCACACAAUGCGACUUCUGUAAUAAAAAGAUUUGGCUCAAAGACGCAAUGCAAUGUCGAAACUGUGGAUUGUGUUGUCACAAGAAAUGUGUUACCAAGUGUCAGGAGACCUCACCAUGCAUACCCAAGCAAAAUCGAGAAACGACUGGAUUUCAACCUCCCGAGCUAAUAACGACCGAGGCCGAUGUCGAUCCAGACUCCGAAGAAGACGAGAAAGAAGAAAGAAAGGAUUCCCUAGACGUACACGAAGAAGGCGGUGGAGCAAUGAGUGCGCUGGUUGCAGGACUUCGAAGAGCUGGUUCCGCACACUCCCUUUGUGUGGCUAAGAGCAAUUCAUCCUCGAGAUCGUUACCGCCAUCACCAAGCCAUACACCAAGGAAGGGAUCCCUGGAGUCAGGCAACCCGUUCAGUGGGUGUGGCGCGUCGUGGUUGUCCCAAGGGGAGGUUGGGGCGGUAUUGGCCCCCGUGGUGCGGAGCGAAUUGCCGCCCGACGCACUACUUGCAGCCGCCCGAGAUUCUGCGCCCGCCCUUGCCGCUGCUCUAACUGCCGCACAGAUACACGAUAUGUUGCAAGCCGUACGCGAAGAACUAUCGGCUUCAGAUGCAAGUGGUGAGGAGGGAGGAGAGGGCCGCGCCUGCGCGCUUACAGCUCUUAUGCUGCAUUGUUGCGCCGCCGCACAACUCGCACAACGGCCCGAUAACACUUAACUCCUAUUCCCAUACUACAAGUGUCAUCGAUUAAGCGUAAACUAUCACGUAUAACGAUAACCUCGGAUCUUUUUAAAUAAUUUUGAACCUUCUUUCCUUUACAUUACGGUUUAAAUUCACUUGCGAGAUGCUCCUGACGUUGUCGUUAGAAUUGGACCUUAAGUCAAUUGAACAAACAUUCUGCGGAAGACUUCUUAACUAUGAAAGCGAUAGUUUUUGUAUAGUGAUGAAUCAUGUAAAUAUCCUCUUUAAUAGUUAAAACUAUUCCCCUUAAAGGGGGUAACUAACCCGUAAAAACCUUUUAGACAAAGAUGAGGGGGUGAGGUCCCGAACUGACUUUAAUAUAUAACGUGUCCUUUAAAUGUUUGUUACUCACGCUAGGUUGUCUCGGGAGGAUUUUUAAUACUCCUUUUGUAAACGUGGGAUGAUAUACGCAAUAUCGUCGAAUAGUAAAAUCUUAUAUCCCUUUUCCUUAGUAAGACAGGCAUAUCCACGAUACUAGGAAUUCCGUGAUUUAAAACGAGAGAAAAUAGGAAACACGGGUGCUAGAGGUUACAUUCAGAAACGAUACUAGUUUGCGUGAAAUAUGACAUUAAAUUUAAAUUUUUUGCGCAUCGAAGUCACACUUAAAGCUAAGAUUCGUUUCUGAUACCCUACCCUACCCUAGGAAUUAUGAUUAUUAUAAUACUGGUUCUAGGACCCGUUCAUUGCAUACAAUAUAGUGUAGGUUUUAACUAGAAUUUGGUCAAUUAGUCAAUUCUAAAGUCGUCUCAGAUGCCGAAGUCCGCCCUAACUACAUAUUGUUAUAUACAAGGUUUACUAAAAGACUCGCAGUUUUAUUUACUUUUUUAUUCCAAAACCACCCUUAAAAUAAAGCUAUAAAGACGUCAUCGCAAAGCACGAAAUCUGCAUGAUUGUUGAGACUUAUAGUAAACCUAAAAGUUAGAAUUUACGAGAGAAAAAACGGUCUUAAAGGUAUUAUUUGCCUAAAAAUGUAAAUAGGAAAUUAUUUAUUAGUUAAUGAAGAACGAACUAUGUGUAUUAAUAUUAAGGUGCAAUUUUGCUUGUCGUUGCUGUUAUGACUCAUUGUGAGGAGAGCGGGGUCAAACUGAUCUCGAACUUCUUACAAUUGGAUACAUUAAAUGCAUUGUUCAUUGUG
Messenger RNA from Pieris napi, 4672 nucleotides. It is a transcript of the gene Pdzd8, whose product is annotated as PDZ domain-containing protein 8. The coding region runs from base 685 to 3513 and encodes 942 amino acids. Gene Ontology annotation, molecular function: lipid binding; protein binding. The record is from RefSeq and is a predicted model, not a curated record. Gene Ontology annotation, biological process: mitochondrial calcium ion homeostasis. The transcript is spliced from 16 exons. Gene Ontology annotation, cellular component: mitochondria-associated endoplasmic reticulum membrane contact site. NCBI's taxonomy places the organism in Eukaryota, Metazoa, Arthropoda, Insecta, Lepidoptera, Pieridae.